This is a messenger RNA of Octopus sinensis (East Asian common octopus), 3373 nucleotides long. Its product is annotated as zinc finger protein OZF-like. NCBI's taxonomy places the organism in Eukaryota, Metazoa, Mollusca, Cephalopoda, Octopoda, Octopodidae. Gene Ontology annotation, molecular function: RNA polymerase II cis-regulatory region sequence-specific DNA binding; DNA-binding transcription factor activity. Gene Ontology annotation, biological process: regulation of transcription by RNA polymerase II. The record is from RefSeq and is a predicted model, not a curated record. The transcript has 2 exons. The coding region runs from base 1201 to 2589 and encodes 462 amino acids.
UUUAAACUACAAGUGCAUACCACAGAGUUCGAAAUCAGUCAUAAAACAUUUAAACAAUUGUUACACAUUCAUAUCUAUGUGUAUACGUGCAUAGAAUACAUCCCCACUUUUGGCACUAUUUUGUUAGUGAACAGUACAACUGUGUGUAAAGUAUAAAGUGUAUCACUACGCUGAACGUCGAGUCCGUGUAACAUGAAAAGUAAAUAAACACGUAAACAAUAACAAUGGCUUUAAUAUUGGUUGCCUAUCCCAUUAGAACCCAAAAACUACACAUAACAUGGUGGCAGCGGUAAAUAAUUAAUCGGAAACUGUGCCUUUACAACAAAACAGAAACACAACGAACCAGGAAUUUAACAAACAAAACAUCGCUCGUCUUCGGACAACACGAGGAUCCAACAUGGCGACCCCCGUCGCCGUACAGAUGAAUCUACAUCCGAUCAUGAACUGGGACUUGCAUGAUGUCUUAGAAGCAUUUAAGAAAUUCAAACAGAAAACUCAACUAGCUUUCAAAAGUUUCCUGAAAGGCACAACUGACGAUUAGAAGAAUAACUGAUGAUAUUGGCAGAAAAGGAAUUUUUAUAUCUGACAUCUUCCUUAUUCAUCUUCUUUGAUAGACUAAAGGAAGCUGUUAUACAGAAGAGGUAUAACCAUGUUUAUAUAAAUUGGUGAUGAAUUAUAGUGAAACGUUUCCUCUCUAUGAGAUUGUCAUCAACAUUUCUCACAUUCACUGCUUAAUAUUUGUAGCAGAUUAAUUUCAUUUGAAAUAAGCUUGGAUUAAAUUACAAAGACACUUUCUGCACCUUCAGAUAUCAGCAAAGAUAAAAGUUGAUAAAAAUAUAACAAAACAAACUGCUGGUACGUGUAAGUUAUAAAAUGAGAAAUAAGAAAAAUAUUCCUACAGAGUAGUGAGAGCCAAAAAUUAUGGAAGAUUUAAUUACAUAAGAAAGUUUGAGAGUUGAUUUUCUUUUUCUUAAUGCCCUUAACAUUGAAACCAGCCAUACCCUGCCUAUAUAUUCUGACUAUUUUACAAUCAGUACAACAAGAUUUGGCCUAUCAUACCUACCCUGCAAUGCCACUCUCAAAAAAAUCACAUCUUUGAAGUUGCAAACCUAUGAGAUAAUGCAGGUUUAAUUCAAAACAACUUGAAUAAAAAUAGAAUUACAAAUAGCAGAGUAAUUUGAAUACUAAAAGGUUUAAAAGAUGCCGAAAGAGGUAGGGAAAACACCAUACCAAUGUGAUAUGUGUCAAAAAUCGUUCUCUCAAGAACAUCACCUUACAACUCACAAAUAUAUUCACACAGGAGAAAAACCAUAUUACUGUGAUAUCUGUGGUAAAACAUUUCGUCAGAAUGUACACUUAAUUGUCCACAAACGUAUUCAUACAGGAGAAAAACCAUAUCACUGUGACACCUGUGGUAAAUCAUUCGCUACGAAAACAAACUUAAUUCGACACAAGCUUAUUCAUACAAGAGAGAAACAGAAUCACUUUGAUGUUUGUCGUAAAUCAUUUCCUUGGCAUGCCAGUGUAGAUAAAGACAAUCGCACACAUACGGGGAUGAAACCUUAUCGCUGUGAUAUCUGUGGUAAAUCAUUCUCUCGGAGUGGUAACUUAGCUAGACACAAGCACAUUCAUACGGGAGAGAAGCCAUAUUGCUGUGAUAUCUGUGGCAAAUCGUUCUCUCAGAAUGGUCACUUAGCUAGGCACAAUCGCAUUCAUACAGGAGAAAAACCAUAUUCCUGCGAUAUCUGUGGAAAAUCAUUCUCUCACAAAACUAACUUGGCUCAGCACCAUCACAUUCAUUCAGAAGAGAAGACAUUUCGAUGUGAUAUCUGUGGUAAAUCCUUCUCUCGGAAUGACCACUUAGUUGUGCACAAUCGCAUUCAUACAGGAGAGAAGCCAUAUCGCUGUGAUAUCUGUGGUAAAUUCUUCUCUCGGAAUGAGCUAUUAGCUACGCACAAUCGCAUUCAUACAGGAGAGAAGCCAUAUUGCUGUGGCAUCUGUGGUAAAUCAUUCUCUCAGAAUCAGCACUUAGCUAAGCACUAUCGUAUUCAUACAGGGGAGAAACCUUAUCACUGUGAUAUCUGUGGUAAAUCAUUUCCUUGGCGUGCCAAUUUAGCUAAACACAGUCACAUACAUACAGGGGAGAAACAUUAUCACUGUGAUAUCUGUGGUAAAUCAUUUGCUUUGAGUGAUAGCUUAGCUAAACACUGUCGCAUACAUACAGGAGAGAAGCCAUAUCGCUGUGAUAUCUGUGGUAAAUCAUUCUCUCAGAAUUAUCACUUAACUGCACACAAUCGCAUUCAUACAGGAGAGGAGCCGUAUUGCUGUGAUAUCUGUGGUAAAUCAUUCUCCCAGAGUAAUAGUCUGGCUAAGCACAAUCACAUUCAUACUGGAAAGAAACCAUAUUGUUGUGAUAUCUGUGGUAAAUCAUUCUCCCGCAGUGAUCACUUAGCUAAACACUAUCGUAUUCAUACAGGGGAGAAGCCAUAUUGUUGUGAUAUCUGUGGUAAAUCAUUCUCUCAGAAUUAUCACUUAACUAAACACAAUCGCAUUCAUACAGGAGAGAAGCCAUAUCCCUGUGAUAUCUGAAGUAAAUCAUUCUCUCAGAAUGAUAGCUUAGCUAAACACUGUCACAUUCAUACAGGAGAGAAGCCAUAUUGCUCUGAUAUCUGUGGUAAAUCAUUCUCUCAGAAUUAUCACUUAACUAAACACAAUCGCAUUCAUACAGGAGAGAAACCGUAUCAAUGUGAUAUCUGUGGUAAAUCGUUCUCUCAGAAUGAUUGCUUAGGUAAGCACAGUCAAUUUUAUUCAGAAGAGAAAAUAUUUCAAGCCUUCUACCUAGAGCAGCAAAUUUUUUUAUGUCAGUUUAACAUGUAUUUUAUUGUAUAAAAAAAAGUUCUUUAAGCAAAAUUUGGGUGAACUGACGAACUAUAAGCCAUAUAUAAACAAAUAUAUUGUUUCAUUUUCCCUGAGUUUUUUAUUGUUGUGCAAAUGUAAGUCUUCUUUGUUUAACUAAUUCUUGAGCUUCAGAUAUUUUACUCUCUUUAAGAAAGAAUUACAUUUUCAAUAAUAUCAUAUCAAAAACAAGGUUAAAAGGAAAAAAAUCCAGAAUCCAUAGGCCAUGGUGCUCCAUAUAUGACUGAAAGACUUCCUCAGGUGGUGCUAUUAAGUUACACAUGGCCCAGGCCUUACUGGCUGGAUCCUAUUAGAGUUAUCAACAUUAUUGGGAAUUUGUGAGUUUGAGUAAAGUAGUUUCACCAACCUCUCAAAUUUUAAUAGCAUUCCCAAGAAAAGUUAGUUUUGACCAUUGUAAGUAAUUAUAUCUUCACAUUUAUACCAUAAUAUUUAUUAAUAAAGUUUUUAGAAAAACUCA